This is a messenger RNA of Hirsutella rhossiliensis, 2334 nucleotides long. RefSeq names its product PIF1-like helicase domain-containing protein. The transcript is spliced from 13 exons. Gene Ontology annotation, molecular function: DNA helicase activity. Lineage: Eukaryota; Fungi; Ascomycota; Sordariomycetes; Hypocreales; Ophiocordycipitaceae. Bases 1 to 2334 code for a protein of 777 amino acids. The record is from RefSeq and is a predicted model, not a curated record. Gene Ontology annotation, biological process: telomere maintenance; DNA repair.
AUGGCCGAGGAGAUGCUCAUCGCUAGGGUUCACGUACAUGUGAAAGUCUUGCAGGUGCGUGGCGCUCAAUACAAAUAUCGCGGUCACGUUGUCCACUUCCUUCGCAAUGUUGGCAGGCACUUUGAAGAGCUCCCAGUCCUACCUGAAGAGCUAGAUAUCGUCCUCCUGCGGCCUCCUAAUGUGGAGGGCGACCCUCGCUUCCGGCAACAGUUUGCUCGCGAUUUCCGGGUUGUGGAAGAGGACCCUAGCGAUGCCGAUGCAUCAGCGAUCCCGAAUUUGCAGGUCACUGAUACCGAAUUGAACGCUCUGCAGUCCCGAUUUCUUGAUGGGACCCCUAACCCUGAGCGCAUGACUGAUCUGGAGUAUAUGCCGCGUAGCGCGCAGACUGACCACCAGAUGCCACUGCCUUCCAUUCGCAGGACCCCUAUCGACGAAUUCAACCGUUCCCAGCCGCUGUUAACGCUCGCGUUCCCUACCCUCUACCCUGACGGCAAGGCCGACUUCGUGGAGCCUCGCUUACGGAGCAUCACGUAUCAGGACUACCUUGGCCAUGCGAUGAGAUGGCAUGACGGACGUUUUGCCCGCCAUAAGACGUGGCCUUUCGUCGCCCUCAAUACGAUGUUACAGGAAGCGAUGGCUGAGCCUGACGAGCCGGAGGCUCAGGCGCUGAUCCAGUCAAUCACGCGCCAAGCCGCGGUAAUCAGGGGCACCCGGCCACCUGGCCUUUUCGUUACUGCAAAGUGGAAAGCAGCUCCUGAGGCGGCGCGCAUGGUCCUGUCCCGGCAACUACUGCGAGACAACGCCCACAUCGCCGCUUACCACUUCCAUAAGCGUUAUACGCUGUUUAGGACUAUUGUCCUGAAGCAGAAGUUCAACCUAACGGACUUUUGGGGCCGUUACGAGUGGGGCGAGAGGAACGAUGGCCAGGUUAACCACUACAACCGCUUGCUUACCGUUGCGUGGCUAGCCAAUACAGAUGUUUCGCCCUGCACGAGCCUCCAGCAGGUAAUCGAUUACGCGGCCAAAUACUGCUCCAAGUCGGAAAAGAAGAGCGAGUCUUUUGCCCAGAUUGGGAAGGCUUUGAUGCCCCGGGUCAAGGACCACAACCCCCUGAUUUCCUUCGCGUCAAAGCUCCUCAAUCAGCUGGUUGCUGAGCGGGAUUACUCGAAGCAGGAGGAGGAUCUUGACCUACUUGGCCGCCGCGAUAUCGACGUCAAUUACGACUGGACACGGCAUGUGGGUACUUAUCCGGAACUUCGAGACGGCUACUGGAAAGACCUUAUCGCUAGCCACCCCAUGGCCAACGAUGUCGAGGUCCUUGGCCCUCACUGGCGUAAUACGCUGAACCCACAACAACGGCUCGUGUACGACACAUUCAUGGGUCACUUCCAGGCGCAAAUCCUACUCAAAUCCUUCUCCACGUUGAUGGCGGUGGUGGCACAGCAGCCGCCCUACCGAAUCCUAGCCCUAUUUGCCGCGUGGCGCCAACAGGCGUUGCGAUCCCGCCUACGGCACGUCAAAUACCUCGUGAUCGAUGAAAAGAGCAUGCUAGGGCUUGAGCAGCUCGCGCGGAUCGAUUCCCGUCUGCGGCAGGUCUUUCCACAGCGUAGCCUCGAGUUCUUCGGUGGUGUGAGCGUCUUGCUUGUGGGCGAUUUCUUCCAGUUACCACCAGUCCGACAGAAGCCCCUGUAUUCGACUAGCACCAGCCUGUCUUCGUUGGAAAGGAGAGGACAGGUGGCCUACCGGCUAUUUGACCGCACCGUCUUCCUGACCACGGUACAGCGCCAGGUUGGUGAUGACCAGGCCCAGUUCCGUCAGGCGUUACAGGAACUGCGUGAAGCCAGGUUGACGCAGAGCGAGGUUGACGGCUUCAGGACCGCUUUGCGAGUGUAUUCUACAAAGGCCCGGGUGGAGGCAAAGAAUCAGGGCAACGGCGCGGGACAGGCAUCAAGCGACAGUGCUGGCAACCUAUCUAACAAGUUCCCUGUUGCUAAGGGCACCAGGGUGAUGCUCACGACUAAUCUGUGGCAGCCAGCUGGCCUGGUUAACGGUGCUCAGGACCCCCCAGCCGUUAUUAUGGUGGACUUUGAUAGCUACGACGGACCGCCGUAUCUAACAACUAACGAGGGCAGGAAAAUCUCACCCAUCCUCCCAAGCCUAACGAAGGAUCAAAUAGUUACUGAUCUCGCUACACGCGACUUCCAGGCCGGCAUUAGCUAUGUUGCUGUGUCACGGGUUACCUCGCUGCAAGGCUUACUCCUUGAGGCGCCUUUCGAUCGUCAGAGCCUCUAUAACCACACGCCUGCGUUUCCUACGUACCGCGUUCACGACUAA